ACAGAGCUGGAGGCGCUGCAUGCUUCAGUUUCCUGUGCAGAGGUUGAGAGGCAGUAACAGAGUUGUUCUCCUCACCUGUGACGUCUCCUCGCUCAUCUACCUGAUGAAACCCAGCAGGGACGGCUAGAGGAACUCACAGAAGAAACACAAAGAGACUGGGAGGGACCCGGAGGACUUUGCAUAGGAGAGACGGAGUGGAGCAGAGGACGCUGGGCCGCUGAGAGCGAGUGGAGACGGUCUGAAGCUCAAGUUAUGCUGCAGACCAUUUAUGAAUCUGACUCCAGCAUCACCGCAGAGUGGAGGAGGAGACGCCUGGACUCUCACAGCACAGCUAUCGCUUCAGAUUCAGAGGUGUUGUCCACAGUGGGCAGUACGUCUGGGGUCAGUAUGUUGGACUGGGACCGUGAUUCAGACGAAUGGGAGAAGCAGUUACAGCGUGAGCUGCUUCUGAUCCAGAGACAGCAGCAGAUCCAGAAACAGCUGCUCAUCUCCGAGUUCCAGAAGCAGCAUCAGAACCUGCUGAGACAACAUCAGGCCCAGCUUGAGGAGCACAUCAAGCUCCAGCAGGCUCUGUUAACAAUACGGCAUCAACAGGAGGUGUUCGCUGAGGAGCGUCGGCUGGUGGGUGAAGAGGAGAGAGAGGAGGUGCGGGACGACGAGAAGGAGCUUUACAGGAGGGAGACGCAGAAAAACCAGCACCACAGACGGAAGGAUCGAUCGAAAGAGAGUGCGAUGGCAAGCACUGAAGUUCGUCAGAAACUGCACGACUUUUUAAUGAGUAAAUCAGCUAAAGACCCAUCAGUGUCUGGUGCCGGUUACCCUCUCAGCCGCUCAAAACUGUGGUACAGCUCCGCCCACCCGGGUCCUGCAGAGCAGAGCUCCCCUCCUCUAGGAGAGACUCCGCCCACUUUCAAAUACCCUCUGACCUCCGGCCUGGACUACAGAGAGGACUUCCCUCUCAGGAAGACUGCGUCUGAGCCCAAUCUGAAGGUGCGGUCCAGACUCAAGCAGAAGGUUUCUGAGAGACGAAGCGGACCGAUACGCCGCAGAGAUGGCAGCGUCCUCGUUACGCCGUUGAAAAAACGAACUCUCGAACUCACAGAUUCAUCAGCCAAUGAGAGCCCUGCAGGUUCUGGACCAAGCUCACCUAUUGGCUUGUGCAACAAUGAGAACGGAGCAUCGUACCGCUCCAGUAACACUCAAAUUGAGCGCUGUCUGUCUCAGGGGGGCGUCCUGCAGACGGACGGGUCCAUGUCGCUGUUGAAUCUUUAUACGUCCCCCUCUCUGCCAAACCUCACGCUGGCUCUUCAUCCUGCUCAUGCACACAUCUGCACGGGAACGGCGCUGAAGGAUCGGACCGCAGAAGGUCUCGCGGCCGCCGCGUCUCCCGUCUCGAUGGAGGCUAAAGUGAGCAACGGGCAGCAGGCGCUCCUGCAACACCUCCUGCUGAAGGAGCAGAGACAGCAGAGGAUGAUGUCACCUGUCACAGGUAGUGUUCCUGUGCUUUCCUCGUCUCCACUGGUGAUGAAAGACCGCCCAUCUGCGAGUUCUCGCGCCAGAUUACCGCGACACCGACCUCUAAACCGGACGCAGUCGGCGCCACUGCCGCAGAGCACACUGGCACAGCUUGUGCUGCAGCAACAGCACCACAACUUCAUGGAGAAACAGAAACAGCUUCACCAGCACGUCCACAUCAGCCAGGUUCUAUCUCAGUCCAUUGAGCAGCUGAGGAACCCCAGCACCCACCUGGAGGAGGAGGAGGAAGAGGGAUCGUCUUCAGAGCACAGAGUGCCGGAGAUCACGUCGCCCCCUGCUGGAGUCAUACGCAGCCGCAGCGAACCCACAGCCGCCCACGCCAGAGUCAUCCGGAUGAAAACUGAGCCUGAGGAUGGGGAUAGAGAGGAAGAGAGAGGAGGCGUGAGAGAGGAGGACAUGAGGAGAGAUACAGGUGAAGAACAGAAGGAGAUUUCAGCACGGAUGAAGAGAAGCAACGCCGAACACUGUCUAGAAAAUAUGACAGAAACUGAUGUUUGAAAACGAGAAAGAACUGACGAAAGAAAGGAAGGAAUGAUGAACCUCACAAAACUUGUACAAAAAAAUGUCUAGGUCAUAUUUUUUAAAUAAAAUAACUGAAUUAAUAAAUAUUAUUUGUUUUUAAUAAAAUAUAAAAUAUUGUAAAAUAUUUUUGCUUAAAGAAAAUGUUUUUUUUUUUUUUUUUUUUUUGCAUUGUGACAAUUAAAAAAAUAAUAAUUAAAAUGAUUAUACAAUAGUACAAUUUUUUCUUUUUUUUAAGCAUAAAUUAAAGGCAGAUAUUUAGAAAAAAUACUGCCAUGGUGCGAAAAUGCUACACAUAACAUAAUUUUACAUUAAUCACUGAAAAUAAAAAUCGAAAUAAAUUUUCAAACCAUCAUUUACUGUAAUACAGUAAAAAAGACAAAUAUAUCUUUAUUUAGGCAUUAAAUUCAGAUAUUUAAAAUAAACUGUGCACUUAAUACUACAAAUUAUAACUUAAAUUUUGCAUAUAAAAUUUUGCAAUUUGCAAUUUACUGUAAUACAGUAAAAAAUACUAAAUUUUCUUUUCAUUUAAGUAUAAAUUAUAUGGCAGAUAUUUAGAACAAAUACUGUCAGGAUGCAAAAAUACUACAAAUAAUAUAAUAUUAAUUUAGCAUUAUAUAUUAUGUUUAAAAAAUGUUCAGAUCCAUUACGAUGCUGAGAAAUUGGGAGAAAAUUACUGAGACAGUUUUAAAAAAUACCCACAUUUUCAGUCAGAUACUUAUUGCCAUUGUGCAAAAAUACUACAAAUAAUAUAACAUUAAUUUUGCAAUGUGUAUUAUUUUUUAUUAUUAUAUAUUACUUUUUAAUUAAGCAUAAAUUUAAGUCAGAUAUUUAGAACAAAUACUGCCAUUGUGGAAAAUUACAACAAAUAAUAUAACAUUAAUUAUGAUUUUUUUUUUACCCCCUAUUUUUUUUUAUUUAUUUUUUUUUUUCUCCCUGAAGAUUUGGGAAGAAAGGCAUGUCUAAUUGUCAUUGCAAUUGUCAUCGCAAUGCAAAAAUAAUCUUAAACCUAAGAAGUUCCAUUUUCUUUAAGCAAAAUAAAGUAAAAAGUGAGUGAAAUGUGACCUGGACAUUUUAUUUGAGGUUCAUCUAAUGAAAGCGAGAAAGCAUGUGUUAAGAAAGAAUGAAAGUGAAGUUGAAUACUGAAAGGAAAGAGAAAGUCGGCAGGUAUGAGGGUGAACAUGUGCUUGUCUGUCUUGUGUCCGUCCUCGGCCCUGUUAGUGUGACACUGUCCGUGACCUCUGACCUCUGUCUCUGCUGUGAUCUUCCCUCUGGACUGUUGUUGUUGUUGUUGUGUGUGAAGCUAAAUAAAGAAAAGCGAUGA
Molecule: messenger RNA, 3379 nt
Organism: Labeo rohita (rohu)
Lineage: Eukaryota; Metazoa; Chordata; Actinopteri; Cypriniformes; Cyprinidae
Product: histone deacetylase 9-B
Biological process (GO): chromatin organization
Cellular component (GO): histone deacetylase complex
Molecular function (GO): histone deacetylase activity
Source: RefSeq, a predicted model, not a curated record